UCGCGCACGGUCGGGACCCGUCGCUGGCCGCCUACCAGCCAGUUCAGCUCGGCCCGAACGUUCUCAACCACGCAACACCGUGAUGCAACAUGGGGCUUCAUUGGUUUAGGACAGAUGGGCUAUAACAUGGCCAAGAAUCUACGCGCCAAGAUCCCCGCAUCUGAUACCUUGAUUAUUCGAGACGUUAAUGAAGCAGCCGCUGAGCGCUUUGUAACGGAAGCAGAGGAUACAGCACGGAGCAGCGGAGCCGGCGCCGAUGAGUACCGAGUGGAGAUUGCUACGACGGCGCGUGAAAUCGCGGAGAAAUCGAUCGUGGUUAUCAGCAGUCUCCCUGAGCCACAGCACGUAACUGACGUGUUCCACUCCAUUCUAAAGCCUGGCAAGCUGCCCGCUCUAGAGCAGGAACGCCUAUUCAUUGACACUUCGACUGUUGAUCCUGUCACAUCAAAGGAGAUUGCAAAUGCUAUCCACACCACCCAGGCCGGUCGAUUUGUAGAUGCUCCUGUCUCCGGCGGUGUAGUGGGUGCCCAGGCUGGUACUUUGUCCUUCAUGUUCGGAGCGUCGACACCAACUGGGGACUCAGGGGAGCUUCUUGACCGAAUCAAAGGCGUCUUAUCCCUCAUGGGAAAAAGGAUGUGGCACCUUGGCGAACCUGGGUCUGGGGUAUCAGGGAAACUCGCCAACAACUACAUUUUGGCUAUCAAUAAUAUUGCCACCGCCGAAGCGAUGAACCUUGGUGUUCGUUGGGGCUUGGACCCCAAGGCAUUGGCUGACAUGAUCAACUCUUCUACUGGUCGAUGCUGGCCUUCUGAGGUUAACAAUCCUGUGCCUGGGGUAGUUGAGACUGCACCUGCAUCCCGCGACUAUAAAGGGGGAUUCGGGGUAGCGUUGAUGCAUAAAGACCUACGAUUGGCACUGACGGCAGCCGAUAAGUCUGGUACUCCUCUGGUUCUGGGUACUCAUGCUCGUGAGGUGUAUGAUGCCGUUGAGGCAGCUCACCGUGGAAAGGACUUCUCGGUUGUUUACCAGUGGUUACAAGAAAAAUCUUCAUAG
Molecule: messenger RNA, 1053 nt
Organism: Penicillium pulvis
Lineage: Eukaryota; Fungi; Ascomycota; Eurotiomycetes; Eurotiales; Aspergillaceae
Exons: 3
Biological process (GO): L-valine catabolic process
Cellular component (GO): mitochondrion
Molecular function (GO): NADP binding; 3-hydroxyisobutyrate dehydrogenase activity; NAD binding
Source: RefSeq, a predicted model, not a curated record